Lynx canadensis (Canada lynx) is the source of this 1397-nucleotide messenger RNA. RefSeq names its product glutathione peroxidase 6 (gene GPX6). The record is from RefSeq and is a predicted model, not a curated record. Bases 5 to 670 code for a protein of 221 amino acids. Gene Ontology annotation, biological process: response to oxidative stress. NCBI's taxonomy places the organism in Eukaryota, Metazoa, Chordata, Mammalia, Carnivora, Felidae. Gene Ontology annotation, molecular function: glutathione peroxidase activity. The transcript has 5 exons.
GGCCAUGGCCCCGCCGCUCUGGGCUUCGUGCCUCUUCCCCCUGUUCCUGGGAGGCCUCGCUCAGCCGGCCCCGAAACCGCAGACCAUGAGGAUGGAUUGCUAUACGGGGGUGACAGGCACCAUCUACGAGUACGGUGCCCUCACGCUCAGUGACGGGGACUACAUCCAGUUCAAGCAGUACGCGGGCAAGGUCGUCCUCUUCGUCAACGUGGCCUCCUACUGUGGCUUGACAGCUCAGUAUCCUGAACUGAACGCACUUCAGGACGAGCUGAAGCACUAUGGCGUGGUCGUGCUGGGCUUUCCCUGCAACCAGUUUGGAAAACAAGAACCAGGAAAGAACUCAGAGAUCCUUUCCGGGCUCAAGUAUGUGCGUCCAGGUGGCGGCUUCGUCCCCAGCUUUCAGCUCUUUGAGAAAGGGGAUGUGAAUGGAGAAAACGAACAGAAGGUCUUUACCUUCCUGAAGAACUCCUGCCCUCCGACCUCUGAUCUUUUGGGCUCACCAGACCAGCUGUUCUGGGAGCCCAUGAAGGUCCAUGACAUCCGCUGGAACUUUGAGAAGUUCCUGGUGGGGCCCAACGGGGUCCCUGUCAUGCGCUGGUUCCACAAGGCUCCCAUCAGCACCGUCAGAUCGGACAUCCUGGAGUACCUGAAGCAGCUAAAAACCAAGUAGAAAGGCCCAGAGGCCGUCAGAAAUAGCCACCUGCCUCCCACCUGAAGGACAUGGUUGAACACUGGGUCCAUCUUUGCUCCACAUGCCUUCCUACCCAGCGUCCCUGUGACCCCCCGCCAUCCUGGAUAUGCGUGCGUGUUGGUGUGCGUGUGCUCGUGCGUGUGCUUGAGAACAAGGCCACGAAAACCUAUCUCCCCAACUCUCUGCUCCCCGAAUAUCAGGUUUUUUCCACUGCAUUGCAAAGGAAAAGCAGAUUUCCGGGUAGAUGGCUCAGACUACCAAAUAUCCCUGAAAAAGGUGAUCCCCAGGAGUUCUGGCGUCUGUCCUUCCCCAUCGUGGAGGUUUGAAGAAAGCAGGAACUGGCAGCAAGACCCUCAAGACCCCCUUCAUAACCUCUCCUGUCCUUGAAGAUAGCCCUGGGGUGGAAGCUCUUCCUCUCCCAAGUGAGGCCUUCUGUCCCCCACACCCUGCACACUCCUACAGGGCCUCUGAAGUCCGGGUGAGGGUGGAAACCUGGGGUCCCUGAAGGAAGGCAACUCCCUGAUGGAGGCCCCCGGCCCCUCUGGGUUGGACCUGCCCAAGCUCCCUUGGCCCCUGUCCCUUAGUGGUUCCAGGGCAGGGAUGUCCCUUCGUUCUGAAGUUGGGGCUUUGUCCUCACCCUGAGCCUCCCCCCGCCACCCACAUACCUCUUCUCAUCACUGACUCAAAUAAAGGAAAUUCUGCAGCA